Messenger RNA from Heterobilharzia americana, 982 nucleotides. The record is from the annotation of a GenBank genome assembly. Lineage: Eukaryota; Metazoa; Platyhelminthes; Trematoda; Strigeidida; Schistosomatidae.
CAGCGCUUAGCACGAAUGUAACCGUUGACCUUCACUAUAUUAUUAGCCUGAAUAUUCACGAGUUACGGGGGUGCAUAAAACGUAUCUUGAGGCAUAGCUUACCCAUACGCAUCAAUGAAUCCUGCUGAGCUUGAAUUUCUUUCGGAAGAGGAAGAAUUAAACGUCGUACCUAGGUUUAAACUGGAAGCUGUAAAGUUGCUCAACACUACUAUUGGUCCAUUUUUUCCAAACGUACCAACUGUUGUCCCUCUUUGGGUUGCUCUUCUGCUUAGAGGCCAACAGAAAUGUCGUAUUAUACCUCCAACUUGGCUAACUGUGGAGAAGUUAAAUGAAUGUAAAGAAGCAGAAGAAAAUGAUACUGGUUGUGCAUCUCCUCCACAUCCUCAGUACAUUGAAAUCAGUACACUUCUUCUUCAACAUGCAGCUGAAGAUAUAGCAAAUCCUGAAAGUAUACGCAAUAUUGUUCGUGAUAUAUGGGAUAUUCGUGUAGGUAAACUAUUAUCAUCUGUAAAUGGUUUUCUAUCCAGUGGAUCAUCAACAGCACGAGUUAGUCAAUUAACCAAUAUGGAGUUGGUCACUUUACAUAACCUGUUAACUAAUUCAAUGGAUCAAUUGUCUUUACUACGUCAAGCAACUUCACAAGCAAUUGAAUUCUCUGGUGGUAGCGGUACAGCUAAUCGAACGUCAUUUUUAAAUUCAUCUUCUACUGGAAACUAAAUCAAACACAUCGAAGAUUUUUCUAAUUUUUUAGUUAUAGUUCAUUUCUUUCGGUAUGCUACUCAAAUUAUCUUUAUAACGCAUAUAUACACAUAUGAUAUCGACGUGGUGACUAUACAAAGUGGGAUAUAUGGGAACGUAUGAUAAUUCAUCGUAGCCGUGUAUUUUUGUUCUUUGAUUGAAUAUCAUUGCACUUUGUAGUAAUUGUAUUUUAUUGUAAAACGAUCAAAUCCAAUUAGUCGAUGUUUCAAUAAAUUAACAUUUU